AUGAGCCAAUGUAUACCCACAAGAUACGGUAGCGGCUAUAUCGAAUGGAUCUAUUAUGUGUUUGGAGAGUGUGUAUAUGGUACGCAAGAUGCCGUCAGUCGCUCCCUCGGAUAUUUUUCAAUCUUGUUUUGGCUGAAUGCCCAGCUUCCUCAAGUCGUUGAAAAUUACAAAAUCGGAUCUGCAGACAGUCUCAGUCUAAAAUUCUUAUCAAUCUGGCUUGCCGGCGACCUGGCUAAUUUGAUAGGGUGCAUAUUGACGCAUCAACGACCCUUCCAAUUUUAUCUCAGCGUUUAUUUCGUCAGUAUUGAUAUCUGUUUGCUGUGUCAAUGGAUCUAUUACAGCAAAUUCAAACGCAAGCCCUCCAAACGCAUACAAUCCAGCAAAGAAACGAUCCUGUCAGCAUUCCAGCAUCCUUCCGUGCGCACCCCGUUAUUAAUUCAGUCGUCGGACCAGAUAAUCAAUGAUGAAUUGUUACCCUACUCUGUAUCAGCUUCACUAUCAAAGUACUAUACGCUUGAAGCAACUCGAAAGUUUUAUCAAGAUUCGCCUUUAGAAAGUGUAUUUGCCGACGAUCCUUUAAUUAUUGGUCGUGUUCUGGCUUGGAUUUGCACUUGCCUGUACCUGAUGUCACGCAUUCCUCAAAUUCUGAAAAACAAGAGACGAAAAUCUGUGGAAGGUCUAUCGCCGUCCCUGUUUGUCUUUGCGGCACUUGGUAAUUUCACUUACGCGUCCAGCAUUCUGACAGCCCCCGACAACACUCCGGGUACUCUGCUUGAAGCUUUACCUUAUUUAAUUGGGAGUGCCGGAACACUUACCUUUGACGCCACAAUUUUCGCUCAGUACAUGUGGUAUCGUCGUAAACCAGCUCAUACGCAUUCUAUCCAGCGUUCCCAUGCUAUUGUAUAG
This is a messenger RNA of Radiomyces spectabilis, 906 nucleotides long. RefSeq names its product PQ loop repeat-domain-containing protein. The transcript is spliced from 5 exons. NCBI's taxonomy places the organism in Eukaryota, Fungi, Mucoromycota, Mucoromycetes, Mucorales, Radiomycetaceae. The record is from RefSeq and is a predicted model, not a curated record. Bases 1 to 906 code for a protein of 301 amino acids.